UCAUUUGAAUAUGAGAAGCGGUUGAAUUAAGAUGGUUUAAAAUAGCUUUAAAUUUAUUGUUAUUUUGGUGUUUUAUAAAAAAAUAAAAGUGUAUACAAUAGUCAAAGAAUGGAUUUAUUUUUUAAAUUUUCUGACGCUUUCUGGAAUGAAGAUUUUUGGUUGCCGCCAAAUGUAACUUGGAAAGAUAUUGAACCUGGUAGUCAUGGAAUAAAUCAUGCUGAUUAUAAAGAUCUUGUUUGGCCACUUCCGAUAGCUUUUAUUUUAUUAUUCAUUCGUUUUCUUUGUGAGAGAAAGUUUUUUCUGCCCAUUGGAAAGUAUUUGGGAAUAAAAUCAAACAGAGAAAUCCCACCUCCAUGGAAUCAAAUACUAGAAUUGGCAUACAAAAGUAAAUCGAAACUUGACGACGUAAUGACUUUGAAACUAUCUAAACAACUUGAUGUGGAGAACCGUGAAAUUGAACGAUGGUGGCGACGAAGAAGAGCUCAAGACAAACCAACAGCCCUCGAGAAAUUUUGUGAGAACUGUUGGCGAUGUUUGUUUUACUUGUUUAGCUUUUCAUUUGGAUUAAGCGUUUUAUGGGAUAAAAAUUAUUUAUGGAAUAUCUUACACUGCGCUUAUGGUUAUCCACAUCACGGAGUAUCAAGAGGUGUUUGGUUAUACUACAUGGUCUCUUUGGCGUUCUAUUGGUCAUUGAUGUUUUCACAAUUCUUGGAUAACAAACGAAAGGAUUUUUGGCAAAUGUUUACACAUCACGUUCUUACUUUGCUUCUCAUGUCCCUUAGUUGGGUUUGGCUUCCUCCAAACAUCACUUGGAAAGAUAUUGAACCAGGCAGUAGGGAAAAUAUAGAACAUGCCGACUAUAGACAUCUGCUAUGGCCUAUACCAAUUUCAUUUGUGAUUAUCAUUAUCAGAUUUACAGUUGAAAGAUACUGGUUGGCACCCCUUGGGAAAUCCCUCGGCAUAAAGUCAUCAAAAGCGAAACCACCAAUUCCCAAUAAGUCAUUAGAAGAAGCUUACAUGAAGUCAUCGAAACUGAACCAUAAAACGUUAUUGAAUCUCGCAAAGCAAUUUGAUUUAUCAGAACGUCAAAUUGAGAGAUGGUGGAGACGAAGAAAAGCACAAGAUAAGCCAACAACUCUUGUAAAGUUUUGUGAGAAUUGCUGGAGAUGCAUUUACUACACCUAUAGCUUCAUCUUUGGAAUGAUUGUGAUGUGGGAUAAGACAUGGCUUUGGGAUAUUAAGCAAUGUUGGUAUAAUUACCCUCACCAGUCGAUUCACAACGAUAUUUGGUGGUAUUAUAUGAUCUCUAUGGCCUUUUACUGGUCGCUGACCUUCUCGCAGUUUGUCGACAACAAACGGAAAGACUUUUGGCAAAUGUUCAUUCAUCACGUUCUCACUUUGGUUCUCACCUCAUUAAGUUGGAUCUGCAAUCUUCAUCGUGUUGGAUCAUUGGUGCUUUUGGUGCAUGAUUGUGCCGAUAUUCUCUUAGAAGCAGCAAAGUUUUUGAAAUAUGCAAAUUUACAAAAAGCAUGCGAUAUUGUUUUCGGAUUAUUUACAGUAACGUGGAUUGUGACACGUCUUGGAUUAUAUCCACGAAUCAUUUAUAGUACAACAAUCGAAGCGCCACGAAUUUUACCAAUGUAUCCAGUUUAUUAUAUUUUCAAUUCACUUCUCAUAAUGCUUUUGCUUCUGCAUUUAAUUUGGACUUACAUGAUUCUUCAGAUUGUCGUACAGACAAUAAAAGCCGGUAAGAUGGAAGGUGAUGUUCGAUCAAGUUCCGAUGAAGAUAUAACCGACAGUUCAGAAAAUCGGGAAAAACCUUUGGCAAAUGUUAUGUCGUAUCAAUCCAUCAACAAUAACCCAUUUCAACAAAGCCAAAGUUCAAAUGUUGAGGAUUCAGAAAUUGACGAAGAAGCCUCGCACAAUAUUAAAUUUACAAUUCCACCGAAUAAUAAUGAAAAAGCCCAAUGGAAUCACAUUGUGGAUUUAGAUUCAUUCUUUCGGAGGAUUUACAAAUACCACCAGAAAGGUGGAUUCAAAGUGAUAACGCUUCAGGAGCUUCUACAACUCCUUCAAAUAAUUUUAUUACUAAUCUUUAUUAUCUUUGCUGUUCACUGCGUAAACUAUCCCAUAUUGUUUAGGGAAGAAAUCUUAAAUAACAAUAAAACUAAAAUCACUAUCAACGAUGUUUUAUAUUCAUCAUCACAAUGUCAAGAUCGCUUUACUUUCUGGACCUAUUUUCUCAUUGUCGCUGCUGUGAUUUUCUGGAUAUUUCGUGCGAUCACAAUUUUCUUUCACAUCAUUCAUAAUUGGGAUAUCAAAUCUUUUUUCAAUGUAGCAUUAAAGAUUGAAGAUUCCGAGUUGGAGAAUAAUACAUGGCAUGAAGUUCAAAGACGAAUACGUCAAGCACAGUCGGAAAUGCAACUUUGUAUUCACAAAGAUAACCUUACAGAGCUUGACAUUUAUCAUCGGAUUCUUAGAUUCCAAAACUACAUGGUUGCAAUGAUGAACAAAUCGGUGCUUCCAUCUAAAUAUUAUAUCCCAAUUCUCGGCGAGGUCAAUGUACUCAGUAAGCUGCUUAUCCUCAACAUUGAGUUCAUUUUAUUUCGUGGACCAUUCGCAUGCUUCGAGAAUAAUUGGCAUCUUAAAGAAGAAUUCAAGAGAGCGACGAAGAGAAAUGAACUUGCAUCACAAUUAUCGAAACAUAUCGCGUGGUUUGCUCUUGUCAAUCUUCUUCUUGCGCCAAUCAUCUUCCUGUGGCAACUUUUAUUCUUCUUCUUCAGUUAUGCUGCUAUUUUGAAGAAGGAACCAAACUUUUUAGGAAUGCGAACAUGGAGUCAACAUUCAAAGCUUUAUUUACGUCAUUUUAAUGAACUUGAUCAUGAACUUGAAGCAAGAUUGAAUCGUGCAUAUCGUCCAGCAGUCAAGUUCAUGGACUCGUUCUCAUCUCCACUUUUGACAGUCAUCGCCAAGUUCAUUAUUUUCACAUUUGGUGGAAUUGGAGCUUUCUUACUUAUUUUAACAAUCAUCGAUGAAGACGUGAUUCAAGUUGAAUAUGUUUUGGCAAUUCUUACAGUAUGUUUCGCAGUUUCUGUGGGAGCUGCAAGUCUAAUUCCAGAUGAAAAUUUGGUAUUUUGUCCGGAACAGUUGAUGAAGAAUAUUUUAUGUCAUGCACAUUACUUGCGACCUGAAUGGCGUGGCUUCGCUCAUACAACAAAAGUUUGUCGUGAAUUUGAAGACUUCUUUCAAUUGAAAGCUUAUUACUUGUUGAAUGAGAUUUUUAGUCCAUUUUUGACGUUCUUCGUGCUUAUGUUUUCCUUGCGACCGAAAUCAAUCGAAAUCGUCGAUUUCUUUCGAAACUUCACAGUAUCUGUGAUUGGCGUUGGUGAUGUUUGUUCAUUUGCACAAAUGGAGAUUAGAAAACAUGGAAAUCCAGAUUGGCAAAUAACAAACAGUGCUGAAGAUCUUUCACCAGGUGUUGAAACCAAUCAAUACACGCAAGGUGAAAAUGGAAAAACUGAACUUUCGUUAGUUCAUUUCGCUUUGACGAAUCCAAAUUGGAAAAUGUCAACAGAAGCGAAGCAAUUUUUACGUGGAAUAAGAAAGCAUGCAAUUCAAGAUCUCAAUAAAGCCCGAACGAAUUUAGGUGGUGGAAUUGGAAAUCUUGGUGUGACUGCAAUGGGUCAAAGUUUGGGCAGUUUAGGCGAAGAAUAUUCUUCAGUUGUUCAAUCAAUUUUACAAAUUCAAAACUUAUCAUCAUCUCAGAAUCUUAGCAUGUCGAUGUAUCAACAACCAAACUACAACUUUACACAACAAAUUCCCAUCACACCACCAAACACAGCUCACGUUCAAGCUCAGUCAUCGACAACAACACCAACAUUCGACUUUGAACGCAUCUUACAGCAAAAUCUUACUGAUGGAUCGAUGCCCGGGCCAUUUAGAAGUCAAUUUUUGCCAAAUAUUAAUGAAGAUGAUGAUUCGGAUGAUCAACAACAACCAGAGCAUGAAUUCAUUCAUCCAGUGCCAUCAAAUCGUAGUGCAAUUGGUUUGAAUGCCAGCAUACGUGGUAGUUUAUCAAAACGUGAGGGUCCAGUUGAAGCAUCAAAGAAUGGACUGCUCUACAGUCUUUGUAACAUACCGCAAAACGAAGCUGUCUUCUCUCCAGAAUUUAUGACGGCUGACAUGUGCUUAAGUACACUUUACCUUCAUGAACUUCAUCAUAAACAACAAAUUAGACGUGGUGUAAGACUUGAGGCUAGUCAGAGACAUUUAUGGCAACGUCCACAUCAAAAUCAACCUGAACAAGUCAAUCCCGAAAGAACGCCACUUUUAAAGAAAACAUAGCGAAGAAAUGUUGCCGAGUGGGUGUAGUAGGAAAUAAACUCUUUAAAAUUUUAUCCAUUGACAAACAUUAAACACUUAAAUGAUCAUAAUAAUGUACAUAACAAUUUUCUGUUAAUCCACUGUCAUUUGUCUGCUUCAAUUAACAACACUUCAAUUUGUUUGAUUAAGACAAUACAAAUUCUGUUCAUCUCCCAUCAAUCAAAAGAUGAUUUAACAAGAAAAAAAAGUUUAAAAUAAACAUUUGUUGAAAAUCAAUGAAAAUGUUGUUUUAAUUGUGUCAAAACUUCUUCGUUUCUUCUUGAACUCGCCAAA
This is a messenger RNA of Clunio marinus, 4656 nucleotides long. The record is from the annotation of a GenBank genome assembly. NCBI's taxonomy places the organism in Eukaryota, Metazoa, Arthropoda, Insecta, Diptera, Chironomidae.